Ornithodoros turicata is the source of this 759-nucleotide messenger RNA. RefSeq lists its product as uncharacterized. Lineage: Eukaryota; Metazoa; Arthropoda; Arachnida; Ixodida; Argasidae. The record is from RefSeq and is a predicted model, not a curated record. The transcript has a single exon. The coding region runs from base 1 to 759 and encodes 252 amino acids.
AUGGAGACACACGGAGAUGUACGUGCGAAGUGUGAUGCAAGUGAUCACCUAGCUUGUGAUUGUAAGGCUCAUAGAUGCCGCUGGUGUGGGUCUUCCUACGAGGUGGAGUGUGGGAAAUGUAAAAGUGAUCUGGCAAGAAAGAGGAACGUCCCGGCAGAUGUAAGGCCAUCGGCUUGGGGAGGCGUGGCUGAGCCGAAGAGUACGCCAUGGGUGUCAGAGGAGAACUUUCCACGUUUUGAAAGUACAGAGGAGCAGGAAGUGCAGCAGGAGGUUGUAGAGGAAGCAAUCAAGUCGGGCACCACAAUCGUAGAGAAGGUUGGUGAAGUUAAUGUGAAUGAAGUAGUCAGUGGUAAGAAAGAGGGAGAAAUAGGGGCCUGUGAUAACCAGCAAGAGGCAAAAGAAAAAGGUUUAGAGCACGAAAUGAAGGUCAGCAAGGAGGUGGAGGAAACCGCAAAUGAUGAAAGUAAGAGUGAAGGAACGGAAGAAAAGCGAGGGUCAGAAGCUCGCAAUGGCAAUGUUGAAGAGGAAGCAAGCCCGGACGAUGCUUCCUCUGUAACAAGCACAACCUUAAGCGUGUCUUCAGUGUCACAAGUUACAUAUUCUGAGAGUGGAGAAAGCUUCCACACGAUGGUAUCAGAGGAAAGUGAGGGACAAGAAAGCGAGGAAGUUGAUAGGAAGGGUCGUGGUAUGGCUUUGAAAAGGAGAAGGGCAUCUAGAAAGCCAAAAAAAGGUGGCAGAACGGCGAAGGUUGAUAUUUAA